Molecule: messenger RNA, 410 nt
Organism: Parathielavia appendiculata
Lineage: Eukaryota; Fungi; Ascomycota; Sordariomycetes; Sordariales; Chaetomiaceae
Exons: 2
Coding region: 55-288 (77 amino acids)
Source: RefSeq, a predicted model, not a curated record
AAGCUUUGUGCUGCAAUUAUAGUUCGACUACAUUGCUUUCAACUGGCAAGUACAAUGGUCCAUGAGUCAAGAACAGGUGUGUUCUCCUCGAUAGUGACGAGUUGUAUUUCUAUUCUCUUUCUCUUCUUUCUCUUCGUUCCCCUUUCUUCCUUCCCUUUCUUCUUCUCUUUCUUCCACUUUUCUGCAUUCUUUUCAUCAUCCCUAGCAUUAUCUCCUAGUGUUUACAGAGAUCUACCCUUUCUUUAUCUUCGCUUGUAUGUCCAUGCUUUGUUUUCUUUGGGCCUAUAAUGUCGCUUUAACACACGAACGGCUUAGAAUAAUCUGGUGAGCUACUUGUCUUGGGAGAGUUGGAUCUCCGCGAGCGAUUAAUCAUUCUAACGUUACAUGUAUUUUGAAAUAAAGCCGCCGGU